UAAAUUGCUAUAAAAGCAAAUAAUGUCCGCGCCGGAACCACCUAAAGUGAAAUACGCCGAAAAAGCACUCAAAUUGGAUAAGGCUCAGUUGGAGUUCAUGAAAAUAAUUGAAGAACAAAACAUAGCAAGAGUAACGAAAUUGCAGCGUGUUCGGCGUAAUAAUUUGCUCACAGCUGGUGUUCUAGGAGUUUCUGUUUUAGGAAUAUACGCGUAUUCCAUGCUCUCAGUGCAACAGGAAAAAUUCCUGGACGAUUUUGAAGAACCAAAAAAAGUUUCUAAUUAAAAUACUUAUCU
Molecule: messenger RNA, 294 nt
Organism: Teleopsis dalmanni
Lineage: Eukaryota; Metazoa; Arthropoda; Insecta; Diptera; Diopsidae
Gene: Ccdc56
Product: cytochrome c oxidase assembly factor 3, mitochondrial
Exons: 1
Coding region: 23-283 (86 amino acids)
Biological process (GO): mitochondrial respiratory chain complex IV assembly
Cellular component (GO): mitochondrial inner membrane
Source: RefSeq, a predicted model, not a curated record